AUGGAUUCAUUUGUCCUGUGCAGGGGACUGGUGGUUCUGUUGCAUGGCCUGAAUGAACACAGUGGCAGAUACAGUGAUUUUGCCAAGCUGCUGACUGCCAAUGGAUAUAAGAUCUAUGGAAUGGAUUGGAUUGGCCAUGGUGGAAGUGAUGGGCUGCAUGCCUAUGUUCACUCUUUGGAUGAUGCUGUUGCUGAUAUGAAAUCAUUUCUUCGGAAGGUUAUAGCUGAUAAUCCAGGGCUUCCAUGUUUUUGCUUUGGGCAUUCCACUGGUGCAGCCAUAGUCCUCAUGGCUGUACUUGACCCAAAGGUAGAAGCUUGCAUAGCAGGUGUUGUGCUGACUUCACCUGCAGUAGGAGUUCAGCCAUCGCAUCCAAUUUUUGCAGCACUUGCCCCUGUUUUUUCCUUCUUGCUGCCAAGAUACCAAUUCAGUGCUGCGAACAAGAAGGGCACGGCCGUUUCUCGGGACCCAGAGGCACUCCUGGCAAAGUAUUCAGACCCCUUGGUGUACACUGGAUCCAUCAGAAUGAGAACUGGUUAUGAGAUUCUUCGAAUUGCAUCUUACUUGCAACAGAACCUGAGCAAAGUGAAAGUACGGUUCCUAGUUCUCCAUGGCACUGCUGAUACAGNUAUGAGAUUCUUCGAAUUGCAUCUUACUUGCAACAGAACCUGA
Molecule: messenger RNA, 669 nt
Organism: Ilex paraguariensis (yerba mate)
Lineage: Eukaryota; Viridiplantae; Streptophyta; Magnoliopsida; Aquifoliales; Aquifoliaceae
Source: the annotation of a GenBank genome assembly